CUCAUCUCAAUUUCAGUAAAUCAAUAUUCUCUCAGUAUCAUUCAGUAAUUCAUUAGAAAUGGCUGCUCCUGCUUCUGCAUUGCUAUUCUCUAUCAUCUCCCUAGCGGCGGUCCUCUUCUUCAUCGGCGGCGCCAAUGCCGACUUCAACCGCGACGCCGAGAUCACGUGGGGCGACGGCCGCGCCAAGAUAGUCGACGGCGGGAGAGGCCUGAGCCUGUCCCUCGACCGCUUCUCCGGCGCCGGAUUCCAGUCGAGGAAACACUACCUCUUCGGCAGAUUCGACACGCAGCUCAAACUCGUCCCCGGCGACUCCGCCGGCACCGUCACCACUUUCUUCCUGACGUCGGAGGGAGAAGGGCACGACGAGAUCGACUUCGAGUUCCUGGGGAACUCCUCCGGCGAGCCGUACACCGUCCACACGAAUGUCUACGCCGCCGGAAAAGGCAACAAAGAGCAGCAGUUCCGCCUCUGGUUCGACCCCUCCGCCGCUUUCCACACCUACUCCAUCGUCUGGAACCCCCAGCGGAUCAUAUUCUUGGUGGACAACAUUCCGAUUAGGGUUCACACGCACCACGAGGCCCUGGGGGUUCCGUUCCCGACCAGGCAACCCAUGAGGGUGCAGUGCAGCCUCUGGAACGCCGACGACUGGGCCACCCAAGGGGGGCGGGUCAAGACGGACUGGAGCAAGGCCCCCUUCGUCGCCCAUUACCGGAACUUCAAAAUCGACGGAUCCGAGGCCACCAACACAAACAAGAAUUCGAAUUCAUUGAACGCUGGGGCAUGGCGGACUCAGGGACUGGACGCGAAUGGCAGGAACAGGCUGAGGUGGGUGCAGCAAAAAUACAUGAUCUACAAUUACUGCACGGACCACCCCAGAUUCCCUCAGGGCAUUCCCACCGAAUGCAAGCAGUCCAGAUUCUGAUUCCCAUUCCCAGACUUGUUAUUGUAAUUAUCGAUUUGCAGCUACUCAUUCGUUUAUUCAUUUUUAUUAUUUAUGUACGUAUGUAUGUAUGUAUGUAUUGUAUUCUGUUCUUGAAUAAAUACACCUCAGCAAAUAAGAGGAGAUUUAAUUAUCUUUA
Messenger RNA from Andrographis paniculata, 1079 nucleotides. RefSeq names its product xyloglucan endotransglucosylase/hydrolase protein 24-like. Gene Ontology annotation, molecular function: xyloglucan:xyloglucosyl transferase activity; hydrolase activity, hydrolyzing O-glycosyl compounds. NCBI's taxonomy places the organism in Eukaryota, Viridiplantae, Streptophyta, Magnoliopsida, Lamiales, Acanthaceae. Gene Ontology annotation, biological process: xyloglucan metabolic process; cell wall biogenesis. The coding region runs from base 59 to 922 and encodes 287 amino acids. Gene Ontology annotation, cellular component: apoplast; cell wall. The transcript has 3 exons. The record is from RefSeq and is a predicted model, not a curated record.